AGGACUAGGACUGCCAAGGGCUGUUGGUGGCAUAGGCUGAACUUAAUUGUAUAGGUAGUUAUUGAUCUUAUUUUGUUAAGUUAAUUAACGAGUAGAAUACUUUUUUUAUGGCAUAAGCCGGUAAACGAGCACACGGAUCACCUGAUGGUAAGCAAUCGGCGUCGCCCAUGGACACCUUGAAUACCAGAGGCGUUACAAGUGCGUUACCGGCUUUUUGGGGAUUAGGAGUUUGAGGAUCUUUGGGGAUUCAGGGAUUGGGGAGAUUGGGGAAGGGGAGGGUAAUUGGGCCUCCGGUAACCUCACUCACACGACGAAACACAACGCAAACGUUGCUUCACGUCGGUUUACUGUGAGGCCGUGGUAUCACUUCGGUCGAGCCGGCCCAUUCGUGCCGAAGCAUGGCUCUCCCACACUUAAAUACUGACUGUUUCUAU
Messenger RNA from Spodoptera littoralis (African cotton leafworm), 434 nucleotides. NCBI's taxonomy places the organism in Eukaryota, Metazoa, Arthropoda, Insecta, Lepidoptera, Noctuidae. The record is from the annotation of a GenBank genome assembly.